AGAAAAACGCCGACAGUUUCCUUUCGUGUAUAUUUAAGGAAGUAUUCGAGGCUGUCAUUUAUACGUAAUUCUUUGUGUAUUGCGGUGAUAUCAACGUCAAAUUUGUUUCCUUUGUAAAAAUGAGUCGGCAGAUACUGGUUUUGUUUCUGUUUUACGCUUUUGUACAAGUCACAGUACAAUUAACGUUAACGGGGAGUCAUUGUCAGCUCAAUGACCAGACGUAUUACUGCGAAGUUGCAACCGUAGCUGACCUGUUCAACGCUAGCCUUCUUCCCAAAGAGACUGCGCAGCUGACCCUGGGCAAUUUAUUUAACAAGUCGUAUUUGGAAAAUAUUCCAGCUUUACCUCAUUAUCUACAUGAUAUACGCAAUCUGUACUUCGAGACCUUCAUCUUCAACGACACCGGUAUCAUCCAGUCAUUUCUGAUCAAUAUCAGAAGCACAGUGGUGUCCUUGGCGUUCAUAUACGGACAGUUUCUGUCACUUAACGCUGGAAUGUUUCAGGGUUUUGAUCGUUUAGAGGGCUUAGAAGUUAUACGUACCGGCUUGGCUCAUAUUGCCCCGGGAUCGUUUGACGGGACGCCGGUGUUAAAAUGGCUUAAAUUAACCGACAACCAAAUGCCGGAAUUCGAUCUGUCUAUCUUACCGGCCACUCUGCAGGAGCUCGGUGCAGAAUCGGACAAUAUUACCACUCUCAAGGCUUCCUCAGCCCUGAAUCUUCCUCAUCUGGACACGGUUUAUCUUGGACAUAACAACUUUAUCGCGCUGCCGGACGAACUGAUCCGCUUUCUGCAGAAUGUCACGACUCCUAUAAGCUUGUACUUCGAAGGAAUGCCUUUAACAGCCAAUAGAGAUCUUUGCGCCAAUCAACAUCUGCAAUCUCUACUGCGGGUGGCACAUGACCGAAAACAUAUCGUGAAGGUGGAAUACAUUUGCGGAAGACAUGCAGAAGAGUUUUGUGGACCAAAUACAUUGAGACCCAGAGUGAAAGCCGACUUCCACUGCCAAGAUUGUCGGGCUACCUUUUUCCCUGACCAGUUUGCACGCGCUUAUGAUAUAUGCCUAAACUGAUGCGAGUAGGUGGUAUACUAUCUGCAAACGGAGCGUAGAUCGUGAGGCAGGGUGACCUUUACCAAUAAUAACUAUAAUUAUCACACAUUUUGCCCAUUGUAGUUUCAAGGAACGGCUGUUCAGUGACGCGUCGACCGAUACACUUUAUCCGUUACUUCCAUGUAGCGAAUGAUAGCGCUGAAGCGGGCACGUUGCACUACGUUAAUGCUUCCGAUUUUUUUGUCAGCUAUUGUCGGUCAUGUUUGUCGUUUGGUUUAGGUUAUUCAUUGAGCAGACAAACCCUUGAGGCACUACCAAGUCUAAGCAGCACACUUUUACAUGUUUCCUACAAAAUAUUUCUUACAAAACGUUUUUAAUCCACUAAAAUAGUCAUUUCCGGUUCAUCUAGGAAAACCAUAUUAUUAUGUAGUUACAGGGUGCUGAUCAACGAAAAAGAGCUAUGUAGGUAAAAUUAUUAUUUAUAAAAUACACUUCCUGCGUUACUGAAAUGUCAAACUACAAAACAACUUCUGAUGACAGAGUACAGCCGCAUUUGAUUACUUUGACUGCAAGAAGUCUUACUGAUUCUAAAAAUUAAAGGAAGAUCUUUUGGCCGCGAUAAGCUUGCAUAAUCUCGGGAACCAUCAUGUUUGUUGCUCGGAUAAGUUUGCCGCAGUGCCUUAAAUUUUUUCGAUAUCCGAUCUUCGAUUUCACAAAAUUUCUUGGAAGAUGUUUUGCCGCGAUAAGCUUACACAACCUUCGGGAACCAUCAUGUUUGUUGCUCGCAUAAGUCUGCCUAUAAAUUUCUUCGACAUUACGCUGCAGCGGUGGUAUUUUCACAUUAACAACAUUCGGUUACCCGUCAGCGGCAACGGAUUUUGUUCCUGACCCAAGGACUGCUUGACAGCUAUGGAUUUCCGUUUUCGUUUUACACUAUGUAUGGUUAUUGCAAUAGCAGGAAGCCACCUGGGAGUAUCACUUGCAGCCACGGGGUCGCAAAGCACCUGUACACCGGAAAGUCAGAGAGGGGCCGAGCAAUGCGCGCGAUCCUUCGACUCACUGAUAGAGACGAGCACACUAAAAAUGCAAAUGGUGCAAUCAGCGAUCUUCGCAGAUUUCAUUAACGAGACCACUGCCGCAGCUAUAGUUGAAUUUUUCUGUGGCCCGGUUGCUGGCGUGGUUAGCUGCUUAACCAAUGCACCCCGUGAGUGUCCUUACCAAGGGUCACGACACAUGCCUUUUUAUUGGGAGCACCUCAAUCUCACCGGCUUCCUUCACCAAAUGUGCCGCGUUCCGCACCCCGAUCAACAAUUAAUCCGCAUUGUUGAAUGCAAAAAAGCGCUGACAAACGUCUCCACUAUCAGAAACGAUGGCCUGCUGAGUGAGAUUGGCGCACAACCUUCGCACGAAACCGUUGCGAGUUCCCUUGACUGGCAGUGCCGAGUGUAUCGUCGUCUAAUGGAGACGUAUACCUUGGAUAUCGUUAAGGCGACAUGUGGCGAAGGUGCUGGUGCCACAUAUACAACGUUGAAACCACUAAUGCAAGAGGUCUUGUCCUGCCACGUCUAAAUAAGCCUGUCGCGGAGAAGGCGGCGGUGCGGUCGUUCUACUACAAUGCGUACAUAAAAGUUACAGAAUUUUUGAUAACUACUGUAACUGUUUCAGUUUUUUGAUUUUCUUUUAUUGCUUCGAAUAAAGCAUAAUAAAGGAUUUCCUAAGGAA
Molecule: messenger RNA, 2771 nt
Organism: Paramacrobiotus metropolitanus
Lineage: Eukaryota; Metazoa; Tardigrada; Eutardigrada; Parachela; Macrobiotidae
Exons: 4
Coding region: 120-1070 (316 amino acids)
Source: RefSeq, a predicted model, not a curated record